UAAAAAUAAGAACCGCGAUCAUUUAUGAAGAACGGAGUGCUGUGGUUUGGAUAAAAGGUUUCGGGGGGGAAAAAAAAAUCAUUGUCUGUCAUGAUGGAAUCCUGCUUUAAUGACAGAUUGGAAAAAAUAGAAGCUGUGAGUAUAGAGGAUUUGAAAAAAGAUCUUUCUGGAGAGUUUUUGUCCAUGUCUUCUGUUACUUCUGAGGAGUCCAGCUUACAGGAGAGAGAACACUUGCAGGUUUACCUUCGUAUCAGACCUUUCACACAAGCUGAAAUGGACAGCGACGAAUCACAGGAGUGUGUUAGCAUUGAGAAUCCAGAUAAGGUGUUCCUCAAGGCCCCAAGGAGCUCUUUAUCAUCUCGGCUCAGUGAUAAGUCACUUCCUCAAACAGCCCAGCGGUUUCAGUUUUCACAGGUUUAUGGUCCAGAAGCAACACAGAAGGAGGUUUUUGAUGGCACAGUCAAGUCUUUAGUUAAAGACUUUCUUCAAGGGGGAAACUCCCUUGUUUUUACUUAUGGAGUAACCAAUGCUGGAAAGACCUUCACCUUUUUAGGGCCCGAAAACAAUAGUGGCCUUCUGCCAAGAUCUUUGAAUAUGAUAUUCAACAACAUUCAAGAUAAAAUCUAUACAGAAAUGGACAUUAAACCACAGAGAUGCAGAGAAUACAUGAGGCUGAACAAAGAGCAACUCACGAAGGAAAUCGCAAACAAAAAGACCAUUCUGCGAUUAGCAAAAGAGUGUGAUUUACAGAAAAGCAUGAUUUCUCAAUUGAAUUCGACCAGCAAGUCAGCCAUAUUUGAAGGCACUGCUGUGAACAACACAGAAGAAUUGGAUUCAGAAAGCUUCACUUUGGAUAUGAACAGUCACUCCAAAUACUCGGUCUGGGUGUCUUUUUGUGAAAUCUAUAAUGAAAACAUUUAUGACUUGCUUGAAACGAUCCCAAAUAAUUCCAUGAAGAGAAGUACUCUUCGGCUCUCACAAGAUGUGAAAGGGAAUCCUUUUGUAAAAGAUCUCAAGUGGGUUCAGGUGAGUGAUGCAGAUGAGGCAUAUAAAGUUCUAAAAUUGGGGAAGAAACACCAGAGCUUUUCCUGCACAAAGCUGAAUCAUCUGUCCAGCAGAAGCCACAGCAUUUUCUCCAUCAGAAUCUUACGGAUUGAAGAUCUUGGUAUACCUCGUGUACAAAAUAUCAGCGAGUUGUCAUUGUGUGAUCUAGCUGGAUCGGAGAGAUGUGCCAAAACCCAGAACAAAGGAGAGCGCUUAAAAGAAGCAGGAAACAUUAAUAGCUCCUUGCUGAUCUUGGGCAAAUGUCUCAAAGCACUGAGACACAACCAGCAGUCAAAGCUGCUACAGCACGUACCCUUCAGGGAGAGCAAGUUGACCCAUUACCUUCAAGGUUUUUUCUGUGGCCGAGGAAAAGCUUGUAUGAUUGUGAACAUUAACCAGUGUGCUUCAAUGUUUGAUGAAACAUUGAAUGUACUGAAGUUUUCUGCACUUGCUCAGAAGGUGGUGGUUCUCAGUACAACAAAGCUCGCUCCUGUUGUUCCAAAGAAGUCAGCCAGAGAGGUGUCAUUCAUUAUUAAUAAUGCAGACAAAAUGAGGUUUUGGAGAAAGAGAAGGAGCUCCUUAAUUGGCUGGGAUACAAGUUUAGAGGAUGUGCAAGAAAACGAUGAUGGUGAGGAGAAGGAAGAAGAAGAAAGCUUGGAAGAAACUAUGGAGGACAUCAUCCAGGAGGAGGAGGAGGAAGAAGAAGAAGAAGUUGUUGUAAGUAAAGAAUCUUAUGAGAAGCUGCUUUCAGUUAUAGAAGAGCUAAAGAAGAAAAUAGUUGAAGAAAGAUCAGAAAAACUAUUGUUGGAAUCAAGAAUUCGUGAAGACGUUUCCCAGGAAUUCAUGCAAUUAUACUCGCAAAUGGAAAGCGAUUUCAGUGAACGCCUUGAGAAUGAGAGAGAGAUCAUUGAGGAGAGAGCAGAGACACGAAUGGAAAUACUAAAAAACUUGGUGUGCAAAAAAAACGAUCAACACAAUGUUGCAAGUGAAGAUGCAAAACAGCCACAGGAAGACCAAAUUGUUGUUCUUGAUGGAAUAAUUGGUUGUAUGCAAGAUGAUCUUGUUAGCAUAAAGAAAGAUGCAGAAGCUGCACAAAAUUGUCUCGUUGCUUUGCCGGAUCUUCAGGAAAAGAUUACUCAGCUUGAGAUAAAGGUAGCUAAGCUAUCGGAGGAGAAGAAUAAAACCGAAGAGCUCCUUAGUCUGAAAACCAAAGAAGUGGAAGCCUACUUCAGCAAUCAAACAAAUGACCAGCUGGAAGAAGCCAAAAGGAGCCUAGAGUGUCAGAAUGAAAAACUACAGGGUCUUAUGGAGAUCUGUCAGGAAAAGGAUGAGAUGAUCUCUAAACUACAGACUGCAUUAGACCACUGGGAAGAAACGGUUGCAAAGAAUAAAACCUCAACUGACGCUAUCAAAGAAGAGAUCUUGAACUUGAAAAUUAACUGCACCUGCUCCGGCGCCAACAAUCCGAGCUCUGGGAAUGAGAGCAGAAAGAGACCUUGUGCUGCCUUUCCUGAUCCGGAGGGACAGCCGCCUCUCAAGAAAGGUCCUCUUCCAGAGGAAAAUCAUUGCGUCGCAACUCCUAAAAUGGAUGAGCUCCAGGCAGAACUUAAUCUGAAGGAAAUGGAGGUGGAAAAACUUAAAUUUAAAGUGGACGAACUGCAGCAGCAGUUAGGAAGCCUUAGGAGGCACUUCCAGGAGGAAAUAAAGCUGAAAGAUGAGAUAACCCAGAAGAUAAAAGAUCAACUUUUGUGCUCUGAACAAAAGGUCAAAGAGUUAAGUGAUAAUCUGCAGCAGCAGGUCAGCUCUUAUGAAGCCACUGUGACGGCUUGGCAAGAAGAAAGAGACGAAAACCAGAAGAUCGCUGCGCAAAAAGAGAAGGUGGCAAAUGAGAUGAGCGAUCUCCGGCAAGAAGCCACACAAAAAGAGGUCCUCCUUAAAAACAUGGAGGACGCAGUGCGAGCGCAAACGGAGAAGUUUGAAAAGGUUUCUGCAGAAUUGAGUGACACUAAAGAUCUCUUGAGGAAACUAGAAGUCGAUUUCAAUGAGAAGUUACAGCUGGUGGAAUCCCUCACGAAUCAAACAGAGCGCCUUAAACACGAACUGGAAGCAUCGCAGGUUUUGGCAGCAAAAAGGGACAGUGGCCAUUUCCGCGAUACAAUCGGUGCUUUGCGUGCAGAAUGUGAGAAAGUGGUUAAGGAGUCGGCACUCAAGAGCCAGCAGAUUGUGGAUCUCGAGCAGGAGGUCAGUACAUUCAAACGGCAAAUUGCUGAGCAAGACCAGCUGUCCAGUCAGUUGAAACGAGAGCUUGAUGGCGUUAACAGUGCCAAUGCUGAAUUCAAUUCAAAAGAAGAUCUUGUGAACCAGUUGAGAGACCAACUUGAAAGCGCUUCAAAACAGCUUGAAUCUGAAAGACGGCACGUCGCUGAGAUACAGCAGAGGUAUUCUGCGCUUGAGGCCACUUCUGUUAAUCUCAGAGGAGAAAUAAGAGAUCUCGAGGAGCAGUUGCAGGUUUCAAAAUCCAAUGUUGACAAAGUAGUUGCAUUGGAGCAACAGCUGUCAGGGAAAGAGUCCUUGAUUGCAGAGUUGCAAAGCAGUUUAGAGGAAGCUCAAAGUAAACUCAAAGGUGCCACGUCAAGUCUCUCUCUUCAAGCAGCCAAACUGAAGGAGGCUGAGCAAAGCAUGGAAAGCCUUAGAUUGGCCAAAGAAACAAUUGCAGAAAAGGACACACAAUUGGGAAAGAGCGAGCAAGAAUUACUCAGGUUAAAGGAAGAGAUGAGUGACAAAUUGCUAACAAUCAAGAGUUUAAAUCUGGACUUAGGGAGAAAAGAGGAGGAUGCAUCGGAUUUGAAAGAGAAGGUGGCUGAUGCCAAAAAACAAAUACAGCAGGUGGAAAAAGAGAUUUCUACACUGCGUGAAGAAAAUAGAACCCUGAAACAAAAAUUGAGUGAAAUGGAGAAGAGCAAAAACCAAAUGAUGAAUGAUUUGAAAAGCAGGGAUCAGACAAUUCAACUUUUUAAGAGUGAACAGUCUAAUGCCACAGUGAAGUCUGAUCAAAACCUGGAGCUUUACCAGAAGGCUUGCAAAGAUCUUCAGGCACGGCAACAGAUUAUUGAAGAUAUGCGUCUGGCACUGACUGAGCAGGAAGAGACUCAGGCAGAGCAAGAUCGGGUCCUUGAAGCUAAAAUGGAGGAGAUUGAAUCUUUAACUUCAGAAGUGGAAAACAUGAAAAAUAAAUUCAACCAGAAUAAAUUGGAUGGGAUGGCUGCCCAAAACCUGGACGAACACAACAGUGAUGCUGAGCUUGCAAGACAGGAAGUUACAAAGCUAAAAGAAACCUUUCAGAUUGCAAAUGAGAAAUACCAGGCCGACAGAAAGAAGUGGCAGGAAGACAAGUUCAUGUUAAUCAAACAAGCAAAGGAAGCUGAGGAGAGAAGAAAUCAUGAUGUAAAAAGAUUUGCUGAGGACCGGGAGCGCUAUUCCAAACAGCAGAUGGAAAUGGAAAGCCUCAGGAAACAGCUGGCUGAGAAGGAUAAUGACCUUGAAAGGUGGAGGAAAGAGAGGGAUGAUUUGGUUGAAGCUCUCGAUGUCCAGCUGAGAAACCUCAUCCUCAGUAAUCAACAGAAAGACAACGAGCUGGAGAAGCUCAGAGCAGAUGCCACCUUUAUGGCAGGCAAGGCCAGCAAUGGUACAAAUAUUGAAGACCUUCAGCGCAUCUUGACUGACAAGGAGUCAGAAAUUUCUAAACUUAAAGAACAGUUAAGAAUUUUAACGGAACCGAACUCAAAGCUUCAACCUGCAGAAACUGACAGAAAAUUACAGAAACUGGGAGAAGUAAAGAGUGCUAACAAGACUAAUUCCAUGCUUUUCCAGGAUGGGAAUAAUCUGAAAAGUAGCAAUAAAUAUAAUACUAGUAGCUCGGAAGAAAGCGAGGCUUUGGGGAACAACCAAUCUGUUCUGGACUCUUCUGGAAUUUCCUCUGAGAGUGGGAGAACUAGCAGGUUUCCAAAACCUGAACUUGAGAUUCAGUUCACCCCUCUUCGUCCUAAUAAGAUGGAAGUGAAAAUGCAGGGUGAAGAUUCUGCAGUGACAGUCAAACUAGGCAAAUCAGCAAGGAAAAGGAAGAGCAAUGAGAUGGAAAUGAGUGAUAUACUUUCAGGCUGCUGGAAAAAUAAAACUAACCUGAAAGCAACACAUGAAAUCGUUUCUCAGGACCUUGUGGAAAGUGAAAACAGGAAAAACAGCAGAACAAGAACAAUUGCCAGAAAUGUGAAAGAGCAAUCACCAGCUGCAAACAGAAAUGUAGCUUCUUUAAUGCAGCAAGUGUCCAGCUCCAGCCUCAAAUCUGCAAAUAAAAAAGAUGGACCCUUACAGAAAAUUGGAGACUUUAUCCAGAGCUCCCCCACCUUUCUCCAAAACAAAGCUAAAAAACUCAUUGGAACCUUGAGUUCUAGAUCUCCAGAGCCAGAAUUAGGACCUCUCGACAGCAAACCAAAAAGGUCGAAAAGAAAACUAUAUAAAACUGAGAUUUCAUCUCCUUUAGAUAUCCCUUCUCACCCAAUUGUAGGGCUUGAUCGCGAUGAAAAGGAAAGUGACCAUCUGAUCAUCAAGAGAAGACUGCGGCCAAGAACAGCCAAGAGAUGAAGUCACCCGACCCAUUUUAUAGAUACAUCUCGGAUUUUCUUAUUUGGUCUAUGUAGAACUUAUUUGUAUAGCUUAAAUUACUUUGUUUGUUUUUUUUUGUAAAAGGAGUAAUCCGUACCAGCUACAACUAAAUAGGGUUUUUGAAUCACAUGUAUAUAUUGUAGGCAACAAUCAGCAUGGCAUGUUCAUCUUCAGUUUUUGUGCAUUGCAACAGUGGUGAAAAAAGUACAAAAUCAAUAAAGUACAUGCUAAGAGAAAAUCA
Lepisosteus oculatus (spotted gar) is the source of this 5947-nucleotide messenger RNA. It is a transcript of the gene kif20bb, whose product is annotated as kinesin family member 20Bb. Gene Ontology annotation, molecular function: microtubule binding; ATP binding; plus-end-directed microtubule motor activity. Lineage: Eukaryota; Metazoa; Chordata; Actinopteri; Semionotiformes; Lepisosteidae. Gene Ontology annotation, cellular component: mitotic spindle; kinesin complex; nucleus. Gene Ontology annotation, biological process: microtubule-based movement; spindle elongation; mitotic spindle assembly. The record is from RefSeq and is a predicted model, not a curated record.